Messenger RNA from Sphaerodactylus townsendi, 1776 nucleotides. It is a transcript of the gene BPIFB1, whose product is annotated as BPI fold containing family B member 1. Lineage: Eukaryota; Metazoa; Chordata; Lepidosauria; Squamata; Sphaerodactylidae. The coding region runs from base 52 to 1524 and encodes 490 amino acids. The transcript has 17 exons. The record is from RefSeq and is a predicted model, not a curated record. Gene Ontology annotation, molecular function: lipid binding.
UGGGACAGACUUGACUUGGCAAGUUCGAUAAGGAAGGUCCAAGGCCCGGAGAUGCUUCCUUUCCUGAGCUUGUUCAUCCUUGGUAGCCUGCUGACCCAGAAUGCCCAAGGAAACAGCCAACCUCUGGCCAUUGCAAGACUAAGCCCUGAAUUGCUACAACACUACACCUUGAGAGUGAUUUCGCGACAGAUGGACCCUCGGGCCUUGAAGGACCGCCUCCAAAGCUUACCCCUGGAAGAGACAGUCAAAGAAGGUCUCAGACAAGGCAAUGGGGGAGGUUUGCUGACGGGGCUUCCUCUCGUGGGGGGAUUGGUGAACAACGUUCUUGGCAACAUCUUAAAAAUAAAGAUCAAUAAAAUUACACUUCUAGACCUUCAAAUAAAAUUACAUAAGCAUGAAACGAAGAUUAUCGUGACCAUUCCAGCUGACAUAGAACUUGAAGUGAGGUGCCCACUCAGCCUGCUAGGAAGCAUUCUUCGCCUGAAGUUGUACCUGGACAUUCAAGUCGGAGUCCGUGUGGUCAAAGAUCCAUUGACUGGCCACAUUAAACUGACCAUUGAAAACUGCCACAACAAUCCUGGUCACCUGAGAAUCACCCUCCUGAAUGACUACAAAAAGAAUCCGCUAGUCCAUUUCCUCAAUAGAACUUUGAGACUCGUGACAGACGUUCUGGAGAAGACAGUCCCCAACCUCCUGCAGAAACAACUCUGCCCCCUUUUAAAUGGUUUAGUGCAAAACGUGCUGGAUUUACUUCAAGGUUCCUUGUCUUCACAAGUGCAUGGAGAAAUGUUCCAGCUGGCACCUGAGUCUUUCCGUCUUCACGAUGGCAGCUUGAACCUUGUUUAUGAAGGUCAGAUACAGAUGCCCGGAGGACAGAUUGUUACUCUCCCCCCAGACUCUGUCCCGAUUUCUGCCAAGCCCCUGGAAGGAUCCCCCAUGAACAUGAUCUUGAGUGGCAAGUACGUUGCCUUAGCUUUACGGGCUCUCCUGCCUCCCCGGGUCUUCAACCUCGGCCGUCAAAAUGAGGUUGCUGCAUUCAGAUCACAGAUAGCAGCUGUCAUACCAAAGGCUUCCAACAUUCGGGUGCUGCAAAUUGCUUCCGGGCUGCCCUCGCUCUCUCUGGCAGUCGGCAAGGUCGAAGUGUGGCAGCCUGUCGAAAUCAGGGCCUUCGCGGAACAUCCCACAGAAGCUGACAGACCCCUUUUGACCAUCCGUGUUACUCUUGCUUUGUUGGCUCAUCCUUCUAUUGCUGAUGGGAAAAUGAUGUUCACUCUUCAUCGUCCACGAAUUGCGAGUCUCGUUCCGGUUAGCUCUUCCAUUGGAAACUUUGAUGGUCAACUUCUGACUGGUGUGAUGACACGACUCUUGUCUGCCUCCCUUUUACCACAUCAGAACAAGAUCCUAGCUGAAGGGAUCCCGAUACCCUUGGUGCAACAACUUGGCUUGAACUCCCUACGUGUUUCGGCUGGCAAGGAUGGCCUCCUGGUCUUUGUUCCACCAAACGGGGUCCCUGUAAGUGCCUGAAUGAACUGAAACAGCACCCCUGUUGAGAUGGAUGAAGCUGACUGAAGACAGAGAACGCUGCUAUUCCUUUUCGUUGCUUUAAAGCCUGUUGCCUUCGCUGACUGCGAUUCUUGUCUCAGGGAGCUAAGAAGAGAAACAGCUGUUUAACCAUCCAAGAUCCUGUCUAUCAUGCAUUUAACUCAGUGGUGGGAUCCAAACAUUAUAGUAACAGGUUCCCAUGGUAGUGGGAUUCAAACAGUGGCGUAGCGCCAA